GUUGUUCCUGGUCGUAGUACUUACGGCUGUGUUGUUACAUUGUGCGCGAACACACCGGUUUAAAUGUAAGAUGUCUAUGAGUCAUACACAUUAGAUACACACAACGCAGUAAGACAUUAAAACACUGAACAACACAGAAAAAACAUGUUCUCAUGUGACUUUGCGUGGGGAGCGGGAACUGCUUCGUAUCAAAUAGAAGGUGGCUGGCAGACAGACGGCAAGGGACCGAGUAUCUGGGACACAUUUUGUCACGAGAAAGGCAGAGUGUUUGGGGAGCAGAAUGGUGAUGUGGCCUGUAACAGCUACGAGCUGUGGGAGAAGGACCUGGAGUGUAUCCAGCAGCUUGGAUUGACACACUAUCGCCUGUCUCUCUCCUGGGCCCGCCUCCUGCCCGAUGGGACCACACGACAUAUCAAUCAAAAAGGUGUGCAAUACUACAACAAGGUGAUUGAUGAUUUGCUGACCUGCAAUGUAUCACCUAUGGUGACACUCUACCACUUUGACCUGCCUCAAGCUCUCCAAGAUCAGGGUGGCUGGAAAUCACCGGGUAUAGCGACCCUGUUUGACAGCUAUGCCAAGUUUUGCUUCCAAACAUUUGGUGACCGCGUCAAACUUUGGAUCACUAUCAACGAGCCUUAUGUGUGCGCAAAACUGGGCCAUGAAGACGGCAUCCAUGCCCCAGGGUUAAAAGAACCAGGGCUUGCUGCCUACCUGGUGGGCCAUAACAUGCUGCGUGCCCAUGCCAUGGCCUGGCACAGCUACAACUCCUUCUACAGGACAGGGCAGAAGGGUGCGGUGUCUCUGGCCAUCAACAGCGACUGGCUUGAGCCAUCAAGAGCAGGUUGCGCCGAGGAUAUCGCUGCCACUGAACGCUCCCUUGCGUUUACACUCGGGUGGUUUGCCUGGCCUGUGUUCGUAACUGGAGAUUAUCCAGAAAUAAUGAGAUCUGCCAUUGACGCUCAAAGUAAGAAGUUUGGAUACAGUGGCAGCUCAAGACUGCCCAGUUUCUCAAAGGAUGAACCUGCCAUCUUGGGCACAGCUGACUUCUUUGCGUUGAACUACUAUACGUCUCGUAAAGUGGAACCAGGAGGAGGUUGCGUAGAGACGUUGUGUAUGAAGAGCGACCGAGACGCAGGAGAAGUUUUGGAUCCGUCCUGGCCUAUUUGUGGUGUGUCCUGGCUCGCUGUAGUGCCCCACGGAUUAAGGAACCUUCUAAAGUACAUCAAGGACACAUUCAACAACCCAGCAGUCUACAUUACAGAGAAUGGCUUCUCUCAGGUGGGGCCACUGCAAACUGAGGAUGUCCAGCGCUCAGAGUUUUAUAAGGACACCAUCUUUGAAGUGGCUAAAGCUAUACAGGAAGAUGGGGUCAAUGUCCGUGGAUAUUUUGCAUGGUCGCUGCUGGACAACUUUGAAUGGGCUGAUGGAUUCAGCGUUCGUUUUGGAUUGUUCCAUGUGGACUUUGCGGAUGCAAACCUAAGACGAACCAUGUACCAGUCUGGACGAGAGUAUGCGAAGGUGAUCUUGGAAUACAAAAGUGCUCAAUCCACAUGAGAAGACAGACGAAUAAAAAGAAAAUGUUUCACUUUUUUAUGUUUUUGCAUCUGACUCGCACUUUCAUACAAAUUAGAUGAGUCAGUCCAGUUCAACUAACCAACCUGCUUCCUUUGAUUUUAGAUCCGAAAUCUAGAGCGCCACUAUUGUCUGUGAAUUUCUUGCCAGUUUAGAAAAUGGUCAGGGAAAAAUGCAAGAAAUAGGCUUACUUGGUUGCCUUUAUAGAAAAUGUGACUUUAGCAGGAGACGUGAGGACAUGGACAAAGAGUUUUAAGUCGAUUAAAUGGAAUGCAAAUUAGUAUUCUGUAUUAGUUCCCAGUCAAUCUAUACAAGGAGUUUUUACGGAUAGAGUCCCUUACUCAGAGGGCCAAUGCAGCUGUAAGACCAAGCUGCUGCAGAAGGUUGUGUAUGAAUUUAUUUGUCAGUGAUUAAUAGCAAUAUUAAUGGUUGUAUCAUCUUGAGUAACAGCAUUGUUAUUUGCUCAAGUACACUGCAGGCACCUAUAGGCUUGAAGUGACGCAGUUUGGCAGUCUGUCCACAUCUCUAAGAUCUUAUCGCCUCCUUAAAUCUAACUGUGGGAGGCAGGUGAGUGUGUCUUUGAUAUGCAGCUACCACAAUGUACUUGAAAAUAAAGUAUAAUACCUUGCAUUACAGGUUAACUGGAAGGUUGAAGGUUCCCUUGAAGUACAAGGGGAAAUAAUUCACACAUUAUACAGUCCAUUUGGUUAUUCUUUUUAUAUUUGACACAAAACUCCUGUACCACUUAAUCUAUCACUUUGAGAAGAGCCCAUCAAAAAAGGGGCGAAAAAACUCAGUCAUAAUGCCGUCAGGCUGCAUAAAGCACACUCCAGUAGACUCAGAAGGGAUGCCAGCUGAAAGCAACAGAUGUCCUGCCACGGGAAGAGAGUGUAAUGCCAUUUGUGCUCCAUGGACAGCUGUGCAAACUCUCUACUUAAAGAAAGAAAAGAGGGAACAAGGCGAAAAGCCUUCUGUUGAUUCUUUGUGCAUACUGUGGUUAAGGUAGGAUUAUUUAUAUGGAGUGCUGAACAAUGCAUUGUUGAUCCACAAGGCUGAGAACCAUUUUGCAUAUUAGGCUUGGACAUUAGUGUGUAUAGGUGUGUAUUGGUAAAAGAAGGAAAACAGAAAUUGUAGGUUCAAGUUUAAGGACACGCCAAUUAAAUCAACUUGAUCUUCGUUCUUAUCAGUAAUCAGAGAACCAGAGACAAGGAUGUGCAGUUUGAUGGUAGCUGUUUGUAAGCCUACAGUGCCACCUUGUGGUAUUAAAGGGAACUAUGGUUUUGAAUUUAAUAACUCAGUGUGCUCUGUACUGCACUUUACAAUAUGGUGUCACAUGAUUUGCUGCUUUGAUUAAUAAAAUGCAUCCUGUUGGUUUAACAAUAAACAACUAAAGCAAGUCCCUAACCGCAAUACAUCAUAGAUUUAACACAAUUAAUAUUUAUGCUCUGAUGUGAAGGAAAAUGUCAUUUAUAUUCUGUGUUGGGAGACUUUGUUUGCAUUAAUAAGCAUGGCGUAUCGUGACAUCCAGUUGGCUGUGCAUACUGUUUUCAGCAGAUGUGAGUAAUACCCUUGUGGCCCUCCUCCAUCUAUGUCAAGCCGAGUGAGAUUCUCCUUUGUCUUAUGAUGAAUAACAAGCUAUUGUGGAAACAUGAAUAAUGCCACUGCCGCUCGCAUUAGAACUUCUUUGCAGGCUGCUUUGAACACAAGGUUGAACCGCAUCUCACACUAUUUCAACGCUAAUGAAGUUCAUCUAAUAUCUGUGGCUCUGUCAGAAGCUGCCGGUGAUCUUUAAAUCUCUGCAGAGGGAUGGUGACAUACCGCAAAGCACUAAACAGAUGUAAUAUGCAACUUGUCAGGUGGAGACACUGGUGGAAACAAAUAAAUCAGACAAUGUGUUAAAGAUUCCCUACAGACAUGUAUCAAGACAUAUACACAAAUAGUCUGCUUGGAACAAUGAUGUGUGUCUGAUGUGUUUUAUCUGCAAAAAAGUAUGAUUUCCACAUUAAAAUUCUUAAAAAGCCAUCUAUUCCGACCUAAUAA
This is a messenger RNA of Morone saxatilis (striped sea-bass), 3612 nucleotides long. RefSeq names its product glucosidase, beta, acid 3 (gene gba3). The coding region runs from base 145 to 1554 and encodes 469 amino acids. Gene Ontology annotation, biological process: carbohydrate metabolic process. The record is from RefSeq and is a predicted model, not a curated record. Gene Ontology annotation, molecular function: hydrolase activity, hydrolyzing O-glycosyl compounds. NCBI's taxonomy places the organism in Eukaryota, Metazoa, Chordata, Actinopteri, Moronidae. The transcript is spliced from 5 exons.